Bactrocera tryoni is the source of this 399-nucleotide messenger RNA. It is a transcript of the gene Cpr65Ea, whose product is annotated as larval cuticle protein 4. The record is from RefSeq and is a predicted model, not a curated record. Bases 1 to 399 code for a protein of 132 amino acids. Gene Ontology annotation, cellular component: chitin-based extracellular matrix. The transcript is spliced from 2 exons. Gene Ontology annotation, molecular function: structural constituent of chitin-based larval cuticle. Lineage: Eukaryota; Metazoa; Arthropoda; Insecta; Diptera; Tephritidae.
AUGGAGCCGUUAAAGCCACUGUUACUAAUCUCCUUUGUCAUCACUGGCCUGUUGGUUACUGCGCGAGCUGAGGCUGACUCCACCAUAACCCGCUAUGCUAGCGAAUUGAACAUCGAUGGUUCUUACAGUUUUGAUAUAGCGCAAUCGAAUGGCGCCGAACAUCGCGAGGAUGGCGUGGGUGGACAAUAUGCUCAGGGUUAUUUCCGUCACUACUCGCCGGAAGGAAAAUUCGUGCAAAUUAUUUACGUAGCCGAUGAGAAUGGCUAUCAGCCGCAAUCCGAUGCGCUUCCUACGCCACCACCGGUGCCUGCACACAUACAGCGAGCCAUUGAGUACAUACGCGCACAUCCCACACCCGAAGAGUUGGCCGAUCAACAGGUGCGCGCACGACAGUUUUAG